CAAUCAUUCUACACUUUUUCCUUGUCCUUUUUCUGAGUCCAAAAAAUGUCACCGGCCGUGAGCAACGACGGCGGCAGCCAGAACAGCUUUCUCGUGUCUCAGUUCCCCGGUGUAGCAUGGACCGAGUCCUUAGACCACGCAACAGCCCCCAAGAAAGAAGAAAAUGGGCCACGGGUGUUCACGUUCGCCUUGAAGAAGAGGCCACGCGCCAAGAGGCAAAGUUCAAGCAAGGUCCGGACAGGCUGUAGCACAUGUAAGCGGAGACACGUCAAGUGCGAUGAGACGAAACCCUCGUGUCGAAGAUGCGUCAAGUGGCAGGGAUUCUGUGACGGGUACCACGCCCUGGGCGGAUGUUCGGCCUCCACGUCAGGGCCAGAAAGCGGCCUGGACGGCACACCUUCUCCCACCCGUGCUUCGGAGUCGCCUCCGGUCGAAAACCUCGCGGCGGGAGGGACCGAGCCGCUUCUGCCGUCCGGCGCGGUCGAGGUCGCCGACGAUCUGUUCGGGGACCCGACGGAACGCCAGUACUUUGAGCACUGGCUUGCCCACAGGUGCCGACUGAGCGGCGGCAUCUUCGAAGAGCCACUAUGGAGCGAGGCCGUGCCGCGGAUGAGCCAUCAGCACGCCUCGGUGAGGUACGCGGCCAUGGCCGUCGGCGGCAUCGCCAAGGCCCUCCGGCAGAGCCUGGGGCCCAUGAGCCCAGCCCAGAUGGGCGCCAACGGGCCACACUACGCGCUCGCCCUGUCGUACUACGGGAGCGCCAUCCGGGAGAUACGUGAGGCGGAGCCGGACGCCAACAGCCUCCGGGCGGCCAUCGUGUGCUGCCUCCUCUUCGUGUGCUUCGAGGUCCUGCACGGCGACCGAAAGGCCGCGCUCUCCCACGUCGACAACGGCCAGAAGAUGAUAGACGAGCUCCUGCGGCGGCGGUCCGAGGAAGUGAAAGAGAAGGUGGAGGAGGAGGAGGAGGAGGAGAGCCGCCUAUGUCGGAGCGUCAUUGGCGCCGAGACCGUCGAGACGGACGCGCUACGUGUCUUCCAGCGGCUUAUCCAGCAGUCCUGGUCCUGCGACGUGCUCCGGCGGCCGGACCGGGACGACUCGGAGGAGCCUCGCGGCGGGGAGGAUAGCGAAAGUGGCCAAGAGGACGACUAUUCCGAACGGUCGUGGUGCUCCCAGGAUGGUUUUGGGGGGGAGCACGCCUUCCACGAGAUACCCUCGUCCUUGGCGACGCUUCCGGAAACCCACCGCUGGUGGGACGUCACGCAGCACUAAGUGACGCACUCAUUCAACGCCGUCUCUCGAAUUACCCACCUGGGGCUGGGCGACGACCCCGUCUCCGAGUUCAACGAGCGCGUCCUGAGGCACAUGUACGAGAUCGAGAUGGCCGAGGCGGACGGCGCCGGACGCCGGCCGCCGGCGGAACUCGGAAGACGCCCUCGGGGGUGACAUGAUGCCUUCGCGUCCCUCUGGGCCGCCGCCUGGGAGGACCGGAAUGGCGACGAGAAGUCGUACGCGCGAGAGGCGCCCGCCCGACGCCCGCGUACCGCGAGGUGGUCGGGCCUCUGCGGCGACAUGCUGGCGCACCAGCGAUGUUCCUUGUUUGACCGAGGCCCUUUGGAGCCCAGAUCAUCUAGCUCUUGUCUUGG
Messenger RNA from Colletotrichum navitas, 1643 nucleotides. RefSeq lists its product as uncharacterized. The coding region runs from base 46 to 1269 and encodes 407 amino acids. The transcript has 3 exons. The record is from RefSeq and is a predicted model, not a curated record. Gene Ontology annotation, molecular function: DNA-binding transcription factor activity, RNA polymerase II-specific; zinc ion binding. NCBI's taxonomy places the organism in Eukaryota, Fungi, Ascomycota, Sordariomycetes, Glomerellales, Glomerellaceae. Gene Ontology annotation, biological process: regulation of DNA-templated transcription.